CAUUGGUCUUGCCUCUGGUGGUGGCGAUGUUACCGGCGCCAGGUCCCUGGUAUCACGAAUUCUCCAAUCUCUCACACUGUUCCGUUCCCCCUAUCUAAUCAUGGAGAUCCCAAUGUUGCUAUACCGACACAUAGGUAUUAAAGGGUCUCUAUUCUUCACGACAGCAGCAACCUCUAAUGCACUUUGAACGCGAACUUCCGAAUGGUCAGGAUAUGGCUACGUCAGUCAUGGUCGAACUCUUGAAUACGGGCAUCGUCGGCGGUCUUAUGUUUGGUGUAUAUACGACAAUAUUUGCUAUUUCUGCCUGGAACAUUCGCACACGUUAUACGAAUACCUCCGUUCCAGUGUCUCGACGUGCCAAGGGAACGAACACUACUGUCAUGACUGCCGCAAUCAUUGUCUUAUACGUAUUCUCUUCUCUCCACUUUGCCUUCCUGUGGUACUUGGAGCGACAGGCAUUCAUCUUGGAGUCGCUCUCCGCUGCCAAUCUUCUCCCUCAACACUAUGUAUAUUCCAUCACGAGUGCUAUAUGCACCAUCUCGGCCACUAGUGUUAUGAUUUGGCGAUGUUGGACUGCCUGGGAUCGCUGCUGGCAAAUGAUCCUACUUCCCAUCCUACUAAUGGUCUGCGCAACCGUCUUCUAUACUCUCACAUGCUACCCUAACGAUGUCCAAGCUCAAGCGGCAGUCGCAUAUCUCUGCUUGGUCCUUGCAGCGAGCAUCUAUUGCACCUGCUUCGUCAUAUAUCUUGGCUUCUUUGAUUUUGUAGCACUCUUCUCUGCGUACUGCAUCUCACUGAUCGUCUACCUCGUUGCAUUCGUACGGGAUGAGUCGUGGCGGACGUAUGCGGAUGUGUUUCAUUUCGCCAUUACUUGCAUCACACCUACGUUGAUAAUCAUGCGUUCAGUGCCACACGAUGUUGCGGAAGGUGGUAGGAGGACGAUAUCAGUACCUAUUUUGCCUGUGGAGCAGGGAAACGUGUAUCCGGAAGACAGGAGGGAUGCCAAGCCAAUACCAACCACAAGGAAAAUAGAUGCGAACUCAGAGAGAAGCUAUUGGUACGAUGACGAUUGAUAUGCUGAUGUUACUGUAUUCUUUAUUGUAUUAAACAAGGCAGAAUGUACCUUCUGGAAAACAGCCGAGGAUCAAGAUGUUCAUGUUAUUUUGUAGCGAACGAAGUUG
This is a messenger RNA of Desarmillaria tabescens, 1181 nucleotides long. RefSeq lists its product as uncharacterized. The transcript has 5 exons. NCBI's taxonomy places the organism in Eukaryota, Fungi, Basidiomycota, Agaricomycetes, Agaricales, Physalacriaceae. The record is from RefSeq and is a predicted model, not a curated record. Bases 177 to 1073 code for a protein of 298 amino acids.